This is a messenger RNA of Theobroma cacao (cacao), 1305 nucleotides long. The record is from RefSeq and is a predicted model, not a curated record. NCBI's taxonomy places the organism in Eukaryota, Viridiplantae, Streptophyta, Magnoliopsida, Malvales, Malvaceae.
UCUUCGCGUUGAACACUUCGUGAGAGUCCUGAAACUUGGGGACAACUGUAUUUUGAUAGAGUUAAAAGGCUCAAUCAGGGUUGAUGUUGACUUUGGAGAUAAGAUAUGGUAAAACUAUAAAACUGCCAAGCGAAAUUUAAGCCAUUUUAUCUCGUUAAAGGAAUUUGGCAUAAGUUUGCAUUGAAGUUUAGGCAAAAUUUUUGGAGGCAAUAAGAAAAAUUCUCUGGUGCUGGUGCUGGUGCUGGUGCUUGCCUUUGAGUAGACUUCGCAGUGGCAAAAGAUGGCGUUCUUAGAAGGGAAAAAGGAAAUGGUUGAAAGAUGCCUAAUGGCAGCUUCUAUGGCUGCGCUGGUAUGCCAUCCCAAUGCUACCAUUAAGUGUUUCAGACCUAAAUCAAAGACUACAUCCUCACAAAGAAAAAAAUCUCGCCGUGAAAAUAAACAGCCAUCAAAAUCCACCAACCAAAAUGAUUUGGGAGCCAAUUCUUCUCUUUCCAGAACUUCAGUUGCUUUCAACAUGAACAUGGGAUCCUCUCCUUCCACUCUUCCCACGUCAAGGAGUGGCGGAGCUUCUUAUGUGGUCUCAAACCUUGUCGAAAAAGAGUCUUCAUAUGGUGUUGUGGAAACCAUCUUCAGGUCAGGGUGGGACAAUAAAAUAGGCCUCAAAAUUGAGAAAGUAUUGAAAAUCAAUCAUAGUGUAGAUGCUCUUAACAAGUUUGAAGAAUAUAGGGAGAUAGUGAAAUCAAAGUCUACAAACGUUUCUGCCAGUGAGACUAGGAUGAUGGAGAGAUUGGCAGUUGAUGGCAAUGAACUCCUAAGGUUCCAUGGUGCCAUCGUGACUUGUUCAUUAGGAAAUAAUGACUUCUCAAGCAUUUGCCAUAGGGAAUGCUGUGGAGUUUGCAAAAUGGUUGGUUCUAGCUUAUCAGAAGGUGAAGAAUCAGUCGUGUUGAGUAACAACAGCCGACAAGCACAUAGAAAAGUUGUGACUGACUGUGUUGUUGAUAAAAUUUGUGCUAGGAAAGCCAUUGUUGUGUGCAGAGUAAUUGCAGGAAGAGUUGCUCGAUAUCGUGGACAUGGACUCGUGGAUGGACAAGAGGGUGGCUUUGAUUCUGUGGUAAGUUUGUCUAGGGAUCAAUUGGAAGGCUCGGAAGAAGUCAUUGUUUUGAAUGCAAGAGCUGUGCUUCCAUGCUUUGUCGUUAUAUAUAAGGCCAAAGGUCACAAAAUGUAGCCAGUGCGUAACGCUAAAUCUCUCUGCUUUUCUUUUAAAACAAUCCAAUUUGCGGAGUGGGAAUACAUAAUUAAGAUAAC